This is a messenger RNA of Phanerochaete carnosa HHB-10118-sp, 1257 nucleotides long. RefSeq lists its product as uncharacterized. Bases 1 to 1257 code for a protein of 418 amino acids. NCBI's taxonomy places the organism in Eukaryota, Fungi, Basidiomycota, Agaricomycetes, Polyporales, Phanerochaetaceae. Gene Ontology annotation, molecular function: ATP binding; protein kinase activity. Gene Ontology annotation, biological process: protein phosphorylation; spliceosomal complex assembly; regulation of mRNA processing. The transcript has 5 exons. The record is from RefSeq and is a predicted model, not a curated record.
AUGAUGGCCUCCCUCGUCCCCUACAUACCCUUGCUGUCGCGUUUCCUCGCGUUUUUUGGUUGGGAAACCGAUCCCGAAGUUCUUCCAGACUACUACCCCGCACGUCGGCAUGAGAAGCUGAAAAAGCGAUAUCGUGCCGAGACGAGAUUAGGAGCCGGCGUGUGGUCCAAUACGUGGCUGGUGAGCGACACAGCUGCAUCAAAAAGCAGGCGAUUCUACGCAAUAAAGAUCCUUACCCUCGAUGCGACCAACGAGCAUCGUGCGGGGAUAAUGCUCGAGCUCGAAGCUAUGAAGAAAGUUCGAGACGGUGGACCAACGGGCCACCUGCCCUCACUCAUUGACGACUUCGAGAUCCCACGUCCACGAGGAAACUUCCACAUCUGCUUGGUUAUGGAAGUAUAUGGCCAGGACGUCGCUACUUUCCGCCGCAGCUCCCCUAACAAAGCGCUUCCUGUGCACACGGUAAAAGUCAUCAUCAAGCAGGUCCUCCAGGGUGUUGUACGCUUGCAUGAACUGGGCAUCGUCCAUACAGAUAUAAAGCCAGACAACAUGCUCUUCCACACCGAGAUGAGCCCGGGAGCUAUUGAGAAGUGGCUUGGAACGCUUCCCGCAGAUCCAGGUGACACUUGCUACCCGCUGCCCGCCGAUUUCAAGUGGGACGAUCCUCCAGAAAGGGUGAAGGACAUGAAGAUUACGCUGACAGACCUCGGUCAAUCCCAGCAUGUCGGGCCGGUUGGCGAGCAGACAGCGAAACAGUUCAGUGCCUACUCCCUCCGCGCACCUGAAGUCAUUCUCCGCUCUGACUUCGGAACUGCUAUCGAUAUCUGGGCGAUAGGGUGCAUCGUCUUCGAGAUGGUCUCUGGUAGAUGGCUCUUUCACCCUGAGAGUGGAGACGAGGACUUCAGUUUGGAGGAUGACCACCUGGCGAAGAUGAUGGAGCUUACCGGGGAGCGCUUCAGCUCCGCAAUGCUCCAACGUGCACAACUUGCCCAGGAAUAUUUUGACUCGCGCGGUAUGUCAUCCCUUCGCUGGCCCGUGCGCAACUCUAACUCAAGAACUUCUCAUCCAGGCGACCUCCUUCGAGUUUCAGAAUUGUAUCGCGUUGAAGUUGGACAUGCGCUUGCUAACUACAAGACGAUUCCCGAGGAUCAGCUCGGCCCUGUAGCAAGCUUUAUUCAGGGAUGUAUCCACUUGGAGCCCGCUGACCGCCCAAGUGCAGUCGCGCUUCUGAACCACCCCUGGCUGCAAGACAUGUAA